AUGUGGAGCAGAUUGACCGGUAGCUCUGCUGCCUCCAACAGCAACAAGGACGAGGAAAGUCGCCGCCGCCGUACUAGCGACUCCACGCGUUCCAAGCGCGACCCAGACGCCCGCUCUGUCGUGUCAUCCUCGACGACGCGCAAGCCAUCGACAUCGACCUCAUCUAAACGUGACACUGCGCCUUCCGCGUCCUCGAUUGCCUCCUUCACGACUGCCUUCGACGAGAUGCCGCGCUCACGGGCCACAACAAACAACACCAGCGAUCCCUACGACGACGACAACAGGCGUCGCGACGAUCGCCGCAGCAGCUAUGCCGAGUCGUCCAGCUCGACACUGCGCGACGACAAGGACCGCAAGACGGGCAAGGCCAAGGACAAGAAGCUCGAGAAGCGCCGCUCGACGCGCUCAGUGCGGUCCGGCAGCACGUCGCAAACUGGCGCCGGCUACAGGGGCGAGAUUGUUGACAGUCCCAAGUCGGUCCAGCGCAGCUUCAGCGGCCAGAUUGGCAGCGACGGCUUCUCGCAGUUCCCAGGACAGGCAGGAGCGCCCAUGAUGUCGGGCGCUCUGCCAGUAGGAAGCCACCCACCACAUCCCGACGACAUGGACGAUCACGUGCAGAGCCAGUUCCCCGGCCAGGACCCUCUGCAAUACACCUCGAGCGCGCUCCCUGGCGGCCAUCCAUUUGGAGCGGCUGCCGACUUCUACAACGACCAGGGCCAGUCGGUGCACCAGCAGCCUGGCGUGAGGCCCCAGCCGCCCUCUGUCAUCAUAGGACAGGAUACCCCCCAUCUCAUGUCUGCCUCCGCGCAGCCCAACCCGGUUGCCGACACCGGAUCGGGCGCCGCUGCAGACUUCUACGGGCCCAGCACAAAUGGCUCUUCAUCCAGACCUCCACGACCAUCGAGCUCGUCCAUGCCCGGUGCCUUCGUCGACGACACCCCGACGCCCCAGAAGCCACCGCGACCCGCAUCUUCAUCGAGACCCAACAAGUCGAGCACCUUCGGCCCAGCUGCUACUGCGGCCGGCGGAGCUGCCCUGGGAUAUGCCAUGGGCCACAGCUCUUCUAAUCAUGAACACACCACGAGCUACAGCUCAUCGAACGUUCGCCCUUCUACAUCAUACUCUUCUUAUACUAAUAAUACCCCCCCGGCUGCUCCGGCUUCCACGUACAACAUGUACGGCCCGGGAUCUAAUGCUUCUAAUACCGCUGCCAACGACGGCAGCUACCUCCCACCCUAUGCUGCAGCCGCCGCCUACGGCGUGGAAGGCGCGCCUCCUCCAAAGCCACCUCGGCCAGCCAAGCCAGAAAAGCACUCGUCUGGCAGCAUGGCUGGACUGUACGCUGCUGGCGCCGCUGGACUGGCGGCUUAUGGCUUAAACCAACAUAAUUCACAUUCACACACCCACUCCAACACCCACACACACUCGCACAGCACACACCAUCACCCGUCGACGCACGGUCCGAACGGACAUCACCACAAUGGCCUUACACCCAGUCCAUACAUCUCAGGCGGCAUGGCUCACCAGCAUCAGCACACUGGGCCUGUUUCCAAGUUUGUCGACUGGUGGAAAGACUACGAAGACGUGCAGAAGAUGGAAGAGUACACCGAGUACAUUGGAGUUUGCAAGGGUUGCUUUGACCCUCGCUCUUCCGUUCUGGACGCCCCACGGAAGCACCACUACUACAAACGGCGAUCCAAUGAGUUUAUGCGACCCACUGGUGGCAUUGAGAAGCAAUCUCGAUACUCGCUCAAGGAGAAGAAGUCUUGGGGCUCAAUCUCUUCGGGCGAGGAGCGUCGCAAGAACAAGAGCAGCGCCGCGGGCUGGGUAGCUGCAGGCCUGGGCGGCAUGGGCCUUGCCAAGGCUGGAAAGGCUGUCUUCAGCGCGGGUCGCGACGACUUUGACGACACAUACAGCAUCAAGUCCGGUCGGUCGAGGGUCUCACGACACAGCCGCAGCAGAUCAGGGGAUCGCAAGAGUUACAGCUAUGGUAGCUCUGGCAUCCGCCACCGGAGCAAUUCUGCCGACCGCAUUUCCGUCAUGUCCGUAGGCGUUACGAGCGACAAAAAGGACCGUAAGGAUCACAAGGUUGUUCGCCGCCAGUCUCGGUCGCGCCGUUCUCGCUCAAGCUCAACUUCAAGCUCCAACUCAGGACGCGGCAAGACAGGCCUGAUCGGCACUGCCAUUGGUGCAGGUCUUGCAGGAGUCGCCCUUGGAGCGGCCACAAAGAAGAAGCAGCACAGCCGAUCCAGGUCCCCGAAGAGGGUCCAAGUGGUUCAUCACCGCAGAGACAGCAGUGACGAUGAGCGUCGCAGGAGAAGAUCGCAUUCACUCCGACACAAAGCAUCGCGAAGCUCAACAUCCGGAGCCUCUGUCAUCGAGAUUGGCCAGAAUCACGAGUCUCAGGGUGGCUUCCUUGGAGGCUUCUUCUCUGCACCCCCACCAAAGGAGAAGCGAGUGAAGACAGCCAAUAGCCUGAAGAAAAAGAAGAAGGGCUUCUUCAGCUUCAGCAACGCUUCCACAUCCUCAUCCGACUCCGAGAUGGCAUUCGGCACCGGCUACGUAAGGAGGACGCGCAGACGAUCGUCGCCGAAGAGACGAAACUCAGAUGAGCGAUUGAAAGCUUCGCUACUUGGUCUUGGCGCUACGGCUGCUGCUAUCACAGCCGCGAAGGCUGGCAAGGGCAAACGUCACAACGAGGUCGUUGCUGUUAAGGAGAACCGUCUUGGUCGCAAGACAAGUCAAACUUCGCGGCCCGCCUCUCGUUAUGGAGACGACGAAUGGGAGGACUUGCCAGACGAUGGUACUUCCGACUCUUCGAGUGAUGGCGGUCUCGUAUACGGCGAUUACUCCCUGAAGAAGACCAAGAGCAACGAGUCUAUCGGAUCCAACCACUCAGGUACGAACAAAUGGGGCUGGCGAUGGGGCUUUGGCAAGAAGAGAAGGUCUUCCAACAACCUCUACGACAACAUCGCUAGUACAUCGCUCAUUGGGCCUGCAGCAGCUGGCGCAGCAGGUGCCUUGACCGGCGCAGCUGUUGGAGCUGCCCAUGGACACCACGACAGCGAGUCUAGCAGCGCCCAAACAUUGCAAUCGGUCUAUCCUGUUGCACCCCAUGAUCCCAAUGCGUCGUUCGAUGCACGCCGUACAAGCUCUAUCGUCACCAAUCAGCCUAUUGUCACCUCAGGACCUGGUCCCAUCCCCAUUCAACACCCUCAGCCAGUGCAGCAAGUCCCUGGCGCCAUCUAUUCAACACAAGCACCAUCACAAUCUGGGUACACCACAGCAGGUCCUUCAGACUUCCCACCAGCACCUUACCCACCUCCUUAUCCCACGCAGUCUCAAGUUCAAAACAUUAUCAUUCAAAAUCCUCAGCAUCCUCAAUUCCGUCGGGCAAACUCUUCUCCCAUCCAAAGCUCGUGGAAGCGAGAUGCGUCUAUUGCUGGACUUGCAGCGACUGCCGGAUUUGCAGCAGUUUCUGCGAUGAAACACCCCGACCGACCUCCGAGCCGACCGCCGUCCGCGUCUAGCAAUGUUCGCUUCAACCUAACACAAGAGCAGGCAGAGAAGGACCUCCGUGAGCGGCGGAAGGAGCAGGAGCGACUAGACGAGGAGGCCGAGCGUCGCCGAGAACAACAGAGACGCGAGGACGAGGCGCGUCGGGAAGAGGAAGACCAAGUGCAUCGAGAACAGCUGCGACAAGAGGAAGAGGCCCGGCGAGCGGCACUUGCGCUCCGUGAGGAAGAGGAUCGCCUGCGCAGAGAACGGCAGCUACAAGAGGAUGAGGCUCGACGGAUUGAAGAAGACCGCCGGCAGACAUUGCUCCGCUUGGAGGAAACGACACGCCAAGAAGAAGCGCGACGCCGAGAUGAAGACGAGCGACGUCGCCUGGAGCUGCAACGGCAGCAGGAGGAGGCCCGCAAGUUCAUGGACAUCGAACGCUUGGCGAGGCUCGAGAACGAACGCCGUCGCGAACAGCAAGAGGUCCAGGCACGCCUCGCUCGGGAAGCCGAAGACCGCGAACGUCAUCAACGGAUGUCCGAAAUGGAGCGCCAGCGUCAGCUCGCCAUCGAGGCUGCGGAGGCUGAGCGCAAACGGAGAGAGCGCCGUGAAUCUCAACAACAAGAAGCUGAGCGCAUCGAUGCCGCGAGACGUGAAGCUGAGAUCCAAGAGGACAUGGAGCGCCGACGCAGGGAACGCGAAGCUCAGGACUACACCGACCGAUACGAGAGCGACCGGGCUCGGAAGCUUGAGCAGCAGCCAACAGGAGAUUCAAUGGUUUCGACUGCCACCGUUGUACAACGCAAGGAGCAGGAGCUACAAGACCGCGAACGCGAGGCUUUCAAGUCUGACAAGAAGUCUUCCGUUGCUGGCGCAGUAGCUGCUGGUGCAGCAGCAGCAAUCGCAGCUGCCGCGAUCAAGGACUACAAGGACAACAAGGACAAGGAGAAGGAGAGGGAGCGUGAGAAGAAGCGCGACAGCAAGUCUUCGUCUUCAACGAAGAGCAGCAAGAGCGAAUCCUCCUCGUGGAAGCGCAGCAAGAACGAUUCUUCUUCGUCCAAGAGCAGCAAGAGUGAAUCUUCAUCCUCGAAGAGCAGCAAGAAGCGGGAGCCAACCAGCGUCAAGACUAUCGAGCCUAGCAAAGUCAAGCAGGACAUCUUUGACGAGGACAUCUUCAACCCCGAUAUGUUCAAACAGAAGGACACUUCACGCCAGGACGCUCGCGAAGUCCUUCAAGAUUGGGAACAGAGAUACUAUGCAAAGCCAAUAUCCCAAGCUGAAUUCUUCGCACCGGAAGAGCUCUUGGCCAACGACAACCUGCCCAAGGUCCGCCCAGUAGACCCGAACGAGGGUGCUCCAGAUCUGCCCAUCUACCAGUCCUGGGAAGACUAUCCUGUCAGCCAGCCCAAGGUCCCGCCUUAUCCUCCAUCGUACGCUUUCACCGCCACCAGAAAUGGUCGGUCCUCUCAACCACAACCGCUACCUCAAGUUCCAUCGCUGAACCUCAUCUUGCCUACUCCUCCCGGUAGUCGCACACCUUCUGUGCGCAGUGCAUCUGCCCCUCCAUCGCCCGCUAUGGAACCCAUCAGGGAGACCAGAGAGACUAGACGUGAGCCAAGAGAUGACGAAUCGAACCGAGCAAGGUCCAGGGUAAGCUGGGGCGAGAACCAGUUCCACCACUUUGACGUACCUACUCCGGAAUCUUACCGCGAGCAAUUUGUCUCAGAUGGUGAUCUCAGGUCGCGUGAAGCCACCGUCGAGCGCGAGCCGCCCAAGCCCGAACAGACGACGUCCACCUACACGCCCUACCGCCCCGAGAUGUCAAGAGUCCCCGAGAGCAAGGAGACUGCACCAAGCACGCAAUACGUUCGGGACGAGAAGGACUCCAACUGGGACAGUGUCGUGGAUGCUGCUUCCAAGAAGAGCAACAAGAAGGAAAAGAAGUCAGCUGCAGCGGCGGCAGCAGCAGCACUGACGACUGCAGCGGUUCUUUCCCGAGAUCAACGAGAUCAAGAGGACGAGCGUAGUUACAGACGCGACAAUCCGACUGCAUCUGCCCUGAGCAACCCAACUGCAUCGAACCUUAGCAGUGCGACCUCCUACGAUUUCAGCGAUCCAACUGCGUCUACCGUCAGCACUAUCGUCAGCAAUGCAACUGCAGCUGGGUUCAGCAAUCCGACUGCUUCUUCCUUGAGCAACCCGUUUUCCGAUGGAAACAGGGCCCCAUCCACUAUCGCUCCAUCGAUCAUCUCAGCUGCACCAUCUUCCACAGUCACUCCUUCCAUCAUCUCAGCUGUGCCAUCUACGAGCAGCGUUCAGACAGCAUACUGGCAGCCUGAGUCAGAGCGCGACGCGUGGAGGGCGCCCCAACAGACUACAGUGGGACCUGGCUUUGUUGAAGGCGAGAUUCCUACACCGCCAGUGUCUAUGCACAUGCCCGGCGGCUGGGACGACAUACCGGAAUCUGAGGUGCUCGCAGAGGAGCCGCCGACAUCGUCUGCGAAGAAGGACACAAAGGGUAAGAACAAGGCUAAUGAUACUGACGAAGUUGUAGCUAUGCAGAAUGUUUCUCGGCGUGGAGAGCCAACAUCUGCGGUGAAAGAGAGGGAAGCUGAGCCAGAGGUCAAGCUCAGCAAGAAGGAGAAGAAGGACAAGAAGAAGAAGUCCAAGUCAUCGAAGCGAGCCAGUGUGGACACUUGGGAGAUGAGUGAUCCCAGUCCGCCAUCAAGCCCGAUCAUGGAGCGCGAUCCCAGGGACAUUGAGCCCUCCCGAGAUCCCAGGGAUAUUGAACCUUCUCGAUCUGCUGAAACCUCACGUUUCGCCGACUCUUCUCGCUCAACUGAGCCAUCUCGAUCUGCCGAACCACCACGUCUAGGAGAAGCAUUCCAAGAGUCCCCUAGUCCUCCGAAGAAGCCUGCGCGACAAAGUGAAAGCAGCGGCGGUAAAGCCUCCACCGCUGCCAUGGCCGGUGGUUUCGCUGCUCUAAUGGGCAUGACCAUGAACCAGGAUCAAAACAGGAUGGCCUCGGAUGCCGAGCGUGCCAGGAAGGAUCUUGAGUCCACAGAGAAGCACCAUUCACGCGACUCGCCUGUAUCUCCACCGAAUGGCGCACGUGCACUCGAACGGAAUGAGAAGAAUGUGACAAUCCCAAGCUACGCAUUCGAGGGCGUUGAGGAGCUGGCCGAUAAGACACCCAGGCCGAAAGUCCAGAAAAGACACAGCAGCGGCAAAUGGUCACCUAGCAUUAGUUCUCCUCUCAGGACCGAGACGACGUAUGACGACUACAUAAACGCCCGCACCAUUCCCGAUCCUUCCAGAUACCAAACGAUGGUCGAGGCCCCGAAGGUUCCCACUGCAGCGCCGUUCACGAUGGCGCAUGAUCCAGUCACCGCUCGUAACGUAACCGACUCUGGGUACUAUGCUCCCGACGACGUGCCGAGCCGGGCGGGCAACGACGAAGAAUCGAAUGGAUUCUAUCCCGCAGACUUCAACGAGGAGGCAAAGGACAGGCACUCACGAAACGAUCGCGACCAGGAUGUCGAUGACAGAUACGAUGAUGACUUCGACGACAGACCACGCAGGUACGAUGAUGACGAUGUGGGCUCAAUCGCUUCUCUUAGCUACAAGUACGACGACCCCGAUCGCGAGGAGAGACGCCGCAGACGUCGCGAAGCCAAGUCCGAGACACGUGUGAAGAGCCACGACCGCGAUUACGAUCUUGAAGAGAGUGGAGAACGGAGGCGAAGACAUCGCCAUCAUGAGGCUGAUGAGGGCGCUGACGACUGGGACACGAAAUCCGCCAUCUCCGAGACUGGCGAGCGUCGACGCAAGCACAGGAGAAGGGAUGGCGACAGAGACGCAUCACCCGAGACCAAGACUAGAUCACGCUCGUCAGCAGCUUCCGAACUCGGCGACUACGAUGAUGAUCGCAAGUCCUCCCGGAGACGAUCUAAACGAGAUGAUGACAUGGUUUCCGUCGUAUCCUCAAUCCCAGAUCUAGACGAGGAUCGCAGCUCAAGGAGGGAGAAGGAGAAGCGUCCAAGUGGCUUCCUGGGCCUUUUCGGCAGCAAGUCGAGGGAGAACUUGAAAGAAGCUUCAAGCAAGUCCUCGAAAUCUAAGGACGACGACGAUGAAGAACGCAAACAUCGUAGACGGAAGCAUCGGUCGGAUCGCGGUUCCACCUACGGCGGCUCAGACGAUGAUGACAUGCGCUCCACGAUCUCGACCAGUAGUCGACGCGAAAAGAGGAGCAGCCGCAGUCGUAGCGAGAGAGGAGACGGAGACAGGACGGAUGCUUAUGAUGACAAGGAUCUUUUACAACCUCGAACCCCGCCCUCGCAUGCCGAUGAACAACAGCAACCACAACAGCAGUCUUUUUUAGGCGAUCGGGCAGUGACCACAGCCACUCCAAGUCCACUGCCCGUAAGUGAGCCUGUCGAUCAGGCCCACGAGGGUAGUGGCAUGAUCCUUGGGGAUCGGGCCGAGUUUCCUCUUUCGACCUCGGAUGAUGCCCAACGCUUCACCGCCUCUGGAGACAACGACCUACCACCCGAACUAUCGUUCGAAGACAGCCGCGCGCUUCUAACUCGCCUUACAGGCCUUCAGCCUUGGCAGCUGGAAGCUUUCCCCGAUGAGCUACCUCCGCUGCCGCUGUCUAGGCCAGGUUCGCCAACACGUUCGCCAGACGUCACACGUCCUUCGACCGCGAUUUCUCAACGUCGACUAUCAUCAACGGCAGUUCCAAUACGCUUCCGCAAGCCCGUCAUACCCUCUACCGUUGACCCUAGCUUAGCAGCUGAUCCUCUUCCUGGCCCUUCACCAACCCGUUCUCGCCAUGGCAAGACGCACUCCACAGAGUUUAGGAACUCUCGAGAGUUCCGACCUUUGUAUCUGGUGGAGCGCAACCGCAAGUCCAAUGAGAUCGAUGAGGUGUUGCCAGCGCUUCCACCCAGUAGUGCCUCUUCAGUAGUCUCUGGCGCGGAUUCAGAAGAAGAGUUUGAGUCUGCUCAAGAGUCGCCUUACGAGAGCGCUGGACAGUCAUCUUAUGACUCAUUUUUCGAUCCUUUGAGUACCGUAGCCGACCUCAUUGCGCCCAGCCAUGGACCGGAGCCUCAGCAUCCCGAGCUUGCCCAUCGCGAGAUUGAAGAAGUCGAGGAAUCCGGCCAAGCUACUCCCAAGGCCUCUGACUACUUCACAGGUGCCCAGGAAGCGUCAGCACCGUCUAGCGGUCCCAACUAUGAAUCGCUUACUGCGGCACUGGAGCAUGCCAGAGCACAGGAACAGGAUUCGUCCACCGACGAUUUCAUGUCGACUUUGACCUCCCCACAGGCGGAGACUCCUCUUGAGACGAGCGCGCCGCUCGACGACAAGAUGAUGCGCGACGUUCCCAAAUCCCGCGACACUACUUCUGCCCCAUCGAGUAGUUCAUCAAGACUCCAAGACGCUGCUCUGAGCGCAGUAGUGGGAGGAUUGACAGCAGCUGCUUUGCGAAAACGCUCUCCUUCACCAACUCGAUCUCAGCGCGAUGACACCAAAGACAAGGCUUCGUCAGCUGCUGAGCCAGAGCAACCUGAGCCCGAAACCAUCGAACCUGUUGUCGAACCAUCGCCAAAGGGCAAGGGUAAGGCCAAGAAGACCAAGAAAAGUAAGAAGGGUAAGGAGCCCGUCGCCGCCGAGUCUCCCGUAGCUCCAUCGCCUGUUAUCCCAUCGCCCGUAGCUCAAUCACCCGAGGAGAUAAUGAAGCCAUCGCCCUCCUUCAGCUUCGCCACUACCUUCGUUGACAACGAGGAAGAUUGGGCCAAGAACAGGACUGAGUCCGUCGUUACGGACGAUGCUACGCUUGUUGGUGAGCCUGUCGGAACGCCCAAGGAUACCAAGGCCUUUCAACAGAAGGUAUUGGACACUACUGCACCAAAAGAGGACGAAUCCACCGAGGUCAGACGCGCUGUCUUUGAUAAUAUCCCUCAAGAAACUGCGAGAUCAAUCGAACCUGUCGAAGAGGCAAAGCAGGGUCUUGGGAUCACUACCGGACCGGCUGCUACAACUGUCGAAGUUUCACAAGACGCCCCUGUUGAGCCUAGCUCUUCCAAGUCUGUUGAACCCGCAAUUCCUGAGCCGAUCGUCGAGGAGGAAGUUGCGACUACACCCAAGUCCAAGAAGGCGAAGAAGAACAAGAAGGGUAAACGCGGCAACAAGCAAGCUGAGCCCGAGCCCGAGCUUGAACCCGCAGCUCUACCGGAAGUUCCUGCUCAAGAUGAUCAGAUCUUGCCUUCGUCGGAGUCGCAACAAGACACUAUUGAACGCGAUAUCCUCGAGCCAUCUUUCGAACGCGAUGAGCCCAAGGACAAGGCCGAAGAGCCCAAGGACAAGGUUGAUGUCAUGGAUUUCUUGGUUCAAGAAGAGGCACCAGCCACUUCGACAGAUGAAGCAGUUCCACAAGAGGCGGUGCCUACACCUACUGCUGCAGCAAACCCUGAAGAACCGCCAGCUACCUCGACCGACGAAGCAGUCCAAAAAGAAACAGAGCCUGCACCCGUUACUCCAGCAAACCCCGAAGAGCCCAAGUCGGAAGUUUCAGCUGGGCCUGCCACGCCAGAAGUUCCCGCUCGGCCUAGCACAGCUGACGGCGCCGAACAAGCCAAGAACACACCCGUUGAAGAAAACCGCCGAGCCUCUGGGAUCGAAGGACAAUCGGCAGGUUCAGGCUGGGGUUCCGGCCUGUGGGGUGCUAUUGGAUGGGGCAAGAAGAAGGCCCCGCCGCCGCCAACAUCCGAGCCUCCGUCUUCUCCGAAGCCACAAUCGGCCGUCCUCGCCGCACUAGCUGCUGCCAGGGAAGAGGCCAAGCGCAAGUCGCAACCAUCCUCACCAACUGUGUCUGAGAGGAAGAGUUCCAAGUCCGAGAAGAGGCCUUCAAUCUCUCGAGUGAAAACGCAGGAUGAGACUUCAAAGCCGGAGCUGUUGCAGAAGAUCGAGUCUAGGAGAUCGUCUGUUCCUACACAGCGACCUACUGAGGCUACGACCCGCGAAAUUGUCAAAGAAGAAGCUAGCUCGAGCACCACGCCUCCCACUGCGGUCUUCACUGAUGAUGGGAAGCCUUCCUUUGCAUUCCCCCAGCCAUCAGCCGCUCCUCAGGAACUAUCUAUCGAGACUCCCAAGGAAGCUCAUGUCGUCGAAGAGAAGGCUACGAAGCAAUCUGAAGAUGCUACGCCGUCUACUGCCUUCUUCACCGACGACGACAAACCGUCUUUCACAUUCCCACCGGUAUCCUCUGCGCCUGCAGCUGAACCAACGACAAAGCCCGACGAGGCGCCUGUUGCCAAAGAGGAAGAGAGCCCUGCGUUCGUGUCCCCGCGUACCGCAUUCUUUACCGAUAAUGGGAAACCAUCUUUCACCUUCCCCACGAUGCCAUCCGCCCCUGCGGUCGAGCCAAGCGUCGCAUCGAGGGAAGUACCUCUCGCGGAGGAGACACCGGCUCCCGUUGACGUCUCGCCACGGAAUGCGUUCUUCACAGAUGACGGCAAGCCUUCGUUCUCGUUCCCUUCGGUGCCGUCUGCGACUGUCGAGCAAGCUCCUUCAGUCGCGAAGGAAGCAGAGGUUGUGGAAGAGCAGAAGAAGCCUGCGUUUGUCGCGCCCCGAAGCAGCUUCUUCACUGAUGAUGGAAGACCUUCAUUUGCAUUCCCAUCAGUGCCAAAGUCUACUGAGCAAACUGCCUCAACUGCCGAUGAAAAGGCCCCUGCGAAGACACAAGAACCAGCCGCUUUCGUCGCACCUCAGACCAGUUUCUUUACCGAUAAUGGCAAGCCUUCGUUCUCGUACCCAUCAGUGCCCGCAUCCACCGCGCCCUCGACAACGAGCAGCAAAGACACCAUCGUUGAAGAGAAGCCUGCGGAACAAUUGUCUCUUGGCCGAAGUGGUUUGUUCACUGAUGCUGGAAAGCCUACAAGCACCAUCUCUGACUUCGUCCCGACUUCGUCUGGUGGGUCUGCUUACGACCGUAUCUCGGUCGAACCCAGCUCGUCAAAGAAGAAGAUCAUCAAGACCAAGAAGGAGAAGAAGGCGAAGAAGAGCAGCGUACCGAUUCCCGAUUUCGAUGAGCCUGCGGCCGAUGCUGCUAAGUCUGUCGAUGCUCCAGUUGACACGGCGGCAAAGGAUCUAGGCGACCAGGUGGCCGCCGAGGCUGUCAAGCCUAAACCUGAAGCAGACAAACCUGCGGAGACUCCUUUGGAAUCUGCAAUCGAAGCUUGGGGCGAACAGCUAGUAUCUGAGCCAACUCCUCUGACUGAAGAGCCGCCUAUCGUUGAUUCUGCCGAACGUACCGUCAAGCGCGAGCAACCAGCUACUACAGAGCCAUUUACCAUCGACGAAGAUGAAGUCACGUCACCUGUCAGCAAGAAGAAGGCUAAGAAGAGCAAGAAGAGUAAGAAGGCUGAACUCGAAAGCACUGAGGUUGAGACCGCAGCCCCAACAACUCCGAUCGAACCUGCUGCUCAACGUUCGCUGGAUGCUCCUGCAAGCGAAUCUGCACAUGUCACCGAGACUGUUGCUGAACCGGUAUCCGCAGAGGUUGUGCAAGAGAAGAUCGCGCCCUCUAACACGGAGGCUGCAGAGCUUGUAUCCGAGCUCGCACCGACUGUUGAAGAGCCUGCCCGUGAAGAACCCUCUCAACCUGUUGAUGUGGCCACACCCGCAGAGCGUGAAGCACCAGCUGAGUCCGUGCCUUCUGCUCAAGAAGAUGCGCCAAAGACAAAGAAGAGCAAGAAGAGUAAGAAGAAGAGCGGUAUCUCCACGCCUCAGGAGGAGCCUAUGACUGCUACCGAGCCAUCUUCUGUGACAGCUUCUGAGUCUAUCGCCGACCAGCCGACUUCCGUUCCGGACGUCAUCCAACCUCCUAUUGUCAAGGCUGCUGACAUCCCUUUGCCUGCGGAGCAACCCGAUGAAGACCUCACACAGCCUCUCGAAGAGGCACUCCCCAGAGAUGCCCCUGCCGAGCAGGAGCCAAUUCCCGAGCCCUCUUCCGCACCUGUAGAAGCCGAUCCCCCUGCUACACCCAAGACCAAGAAGAUCAAGAAGAGUAAGCGGAAGAGCGGCACUGUGACACCCCAGCCUGAGGCCGAAGCUGUACCUGAGCAGACCGAGGCACCCAUUGAGACUUUUGCCCCGAUCAGCGGACCAAUAGCAACUCCAAGCGAAGUGGUCGAUCGAUCCCGCGAUAUUGAGCUACCUUCAUCGGCCAAGCAAGCUGCCACUGUAGAGACCUCUCUACCCGAGCAGAAGCGUGACGAUGGAGCUGAUGCCGCGACUGUCCCUCUCCCAACAGAGAGCUUCGAUGAAGAUCUCUCCACUCCAUUAGAGCAGCCAAAAUCUGUGGACGAGAUUACUCGUUCUGCUGAGCCGGCGGUCGAGCAGGCUCCGUCAACACCCACUUCGAAGAAAGACAAGAAGAAGAAGGGGAAGAAGAGCAAGGGUAUCUCGACGCCUGUGGAGGAGGCUGUGGGUCAAGAGGAGGAGAGCAAGAGUAGAGAGAUUGGUCAAGGGGAGGGACUCUUUGGUGCGGAGACAUCAGUCAAGGAGAAUGUUGAUGCGAAGGAUACGGCUACCGAGGAGACUGGAUCGGCCCUUCCCAGAGAGCAACUGCAGUCAGACGUUGCGGAGCGUGCGAACGAGGACUUUGCGUCAGCUGAGCCAACUCGACUUGAGCCCCUGUCUGAGGCUUCUAUCGUCCCAACAGAAGAUGCACCAAUCGCCGAGCCAAGCCAGCCUGUGGAUCUAGUCGUCGAUGAUGUCGCCGAGGCCCCAUCUUCUUCCAAGAAAGACAAGAAAAAGAAGAAGAGCAAGAAGGAGAAGGCCGAUGACGAGGCACCGACCACCCCGACCACCGAUGUCCAGCGCGAGAUGGAGCCUACUCUACAGGCUCCUGAAGCACAACCCGUUACCGAAGCUCUGCCUGAACAGCAACAUCCUGAACCUGUUCAAGAAGUAUCGGUCGAUAUUAUUCCGGAAUCCGGCGCGGUUGUUGAAGACACUGCCGAAACCGCCGCAAGGCAGACUUCCAUGGACGUUUUGACUCCUGCACGAGAAGCCCCAGUCGAAGAGCCCACACGACCUGCCACGCCAUUGGAGGAAGAGCCUUCGACGCCAUCAAAGAAGUCUAAGAAGAAGAAGGCCAAGAAGGGUAAAUCCGUCGAGAUUGAACCCACUUCUGCAGAUCCAGCCGAUGUGCAGACGGAGACCCAACCUUCUAUGGAAGCCGCUGGACCUGAAUCUCAGUCAAUCGUGGACGCCGCACUCGCCGGAUCUUCCAAACCAAUCCAGGAGGCCCAGGUCGAGACUGAAGCAAUCGCAGCAGACCGAGCGAUCGAAGUCGCGCCUGAGGUUCCUGUAGAGUCAGUCGCCGGAGCAGAGGCGGUGCCUCUUCCCGAGACGCCGGCCCGCGAGAUCGAUGAGCCCAUCGCGGAGGUUUCUCAGUCCUCGGUGCCUGCCGAAGAUGUUCCAUCAAAGCCAUUGCAAGAGGCUUCAACCACCGAGGCAGAAGCAGUACCUCUUCCAGAGACGCCAGCUCGAGAGAUCGACGAGCCGAUCGUGGAUGAUCUGCCGGCAACCCCAUCGAAGAAGAGCAAGAAGAAGAAGGCGAAGAAGGGCAAGUCGGCUGACACCGAGCCAAGCACGCCUGUCACUGAAGUAACUUCUUCCCAACCAGACCCGUUCGCGGAAUCUGCUCAACCUGAGGUGCCCACAGCUGAGACUACCCCAUCGAUGCCAGUUGAGACUUCCAAGCCAGAGCGCGAGACUCCAUCGGCUGAGCUUGUCGCUCUGCCAGAGACCGAGGACAAGGAUUUGGAAGAGCAGAGAAUACCUCAAGUUGAGGCCGCGAAGUCACAAGAAGAAGCAUCACCAGCUGAGCUCGUAGCUCUUCCCGAAACAGACGACAAAGAUCUCGACGAGCCCGCAAUUCCCCAAGUCGAGACUGCGGAGAACGUCUUUGUUGUUCCUGAGGUCGUUGCCAACAUCUCUGAUAAGGUGGAUACCACACAGCCAGAGCGCAGCCAAGACAUCGACGUUCCUGUGGCUCCCACUGAGCCUGUCGCCGAAGCCGAACCAGCUGAGCCAAUCUCCAAGAAGAGCAAGAAGAAGAAGGGUAAGAAAGGCAAAUCCAUCGACACUACUGAGCCCAGCACACCGGUUACUGAGGAGCUAGCACCACCGCUCGACGUCCCUUCUGAGACUGUUCAAGAGGAGAACCGUAUUGAGGAUACUUUGCCGCCUUCGCAGGAAACGACUCGCACAGUUGUUGACAUCGAUGAGUCUGCACUCGUCCAGGAGAGCGUCAAGGAGACUUCUUCCGCGCAGCAGAACACGCCUGUCGAGGAGGCUUCGGUUGCGCCUACCCCUUCCAGCCAAGACAUCGAGAAUGAGGGCGCCGAGCCUGUCUCGAAGAAGAGUAAGAAGAAGGCAAAGAAGGAGAAAGCCAACCAAGAGGCCGAGGUUGAGCAAUUCCCAGCGACGCCUCUGCCUAAGCCUAUUGCGGAAGAUACUGCUGCCGAUGCCAAGCUUGAUGUCAACCUUGAGGCAGCUGCACCCGCAACCACUGAGCAGCACCAGACUGUCAAAUCUUCAGAGGUCGAGCCCAAGGUCGCCGAUGCCUCUUUUGAGAAGCAGACCGAGCCUGCUGCCGACGUUGUCGACUCGGUAGCACCUCUUGAGACUACAGAGCGUUCAUUCGACGAUGUUGCAUCAGCGGAGAGGACACUGCCCGAGACUUCACAAGUUCAAGACCAGGUUGAGGCCGAAGAUGCUCCCAGCACACCCAAGAAGAGCAAGAAGAAGAAGAAGGGCAAGAAGGGAGAGUUGGUCUCGGAACCUCAGACUCCCGUUACCGAGUCUGAGCCAGUCUUCCCGGAAACCAUUGUCCAAGAAGCGCUUCCAUCUACCACUGCGACUACCGAAGAGUCUGUUAGUCGGGAUGUUGCAUCCGAGCCUACUGCCGAUGUUUUGCCUACGCCUGUCGAGACAUCCACUACUGAGCAAGAUGUCCCCGCUCCUACAGAGCCAGCGCUGGUUGAGGAAAUGGUUCAGGCGAUCGAUCUUGAGCCAGCGCGUGAUGAACCCGUCCCAGAGCAAGCCCCCGAGGAAGCGACACCACUCUCAAAGAAAGACAAGAAGAAGGCCAAGAAAUCUAAGAAGGCUGAAUCUGAGAGUGAGAUGCCUGAGGUCUCUUCUGCGCCGGUCGAGACCGUCUCGAAGACAGUUGAUGAGCCAGCUCGCGAGGAAUAUGUCGUGCCGACUGUCCAGGAGACACCCAUCGAAGAGCCCGUCGCUGAGACACAGAGCAUCCCCGAGGCUACAUCUCCCAAGUCGAUGCCAGUGGUCACCGCAGGUGAAGACGAUAUACUUCCAAGCAUUCCCCUAGCUGAAGAUGCCGCUGUCACCACUUCGACCGAUACCGCGCCUGCAACUGGAGCGCAAGAUGAAGUCACAGUAGUCGAGAACGAGGACGUUGCGCCUGCGACUGAACAGCACGAAGAGGAGUCUACUUCCAAGAAGAGCAAGAAGAAGGCCAAGAAGGCUAAGCGGGCUUCCAUCGCCGAAGAGCCUACUGUUCUUUCUGUUCCUGAAGCCGCAACCGAGGAGAAGGACACUAUCCAACCUGAGCAAGCAGCGACUGUACCCGAACCUGCUGCGGACCCGACGUUUGUGCCUACCAUCGUUUCUGACACCCUCCCUGAGACCGCCACCGCCGAGGAACUUACUUCUGACACCAAGCCCGCGCUAGAAGUGUCUGUUGAGCGCGAAGCAACUGUCGAUACCACAGCCCCAUCCGUUGCCGAGGCGUCGGUUCAAGAGAAAGAGCAAGCAUCAGUGUCCAAGGAGCCAAUAGUUGAGUCCAAGCCGACUGAGAAGACGCUGGCUGCCGAUGCACCCGUGCCCGAGGUCACUGAGGAAGUCGCGGCUCCACUCUCGAAGAAGGACAAGAAGAAGGCAAAGAAGGCGAAGCGCGUUUCGAUCGCCGAGGAGCCCACAUCAAUCCCGUCAACUCCCAUCGAAGAGAAGACUGAGCCAGCCUUGGAAGAGCCUACAUCUUCAGCUACAGAGGUACCCGUCUCGGAAGUUCCCGUUGUGGAAGAGGUGCCAAGCACUUUGACCGACGUUACCGAAGACACUUCAUCUCACCUUACGCCUGCCGAACAGCUCAUUGCUACACCCGAACCUGCUUCCGAAGAACUCAGUCAAGUUGAGGCUGUGCCAGAGAUUACCAGCCCGGUCUCAAAGAAGGACAAGAAGAAGUCGAAGAAGUCGAGGCGCGAAUCGAUUGCUGAGACGGAGACGGAGACUCAAGUAGAGACAUCAGCAGAGAAGUCACUAGAGCGCGCUCUUGACACUGCUGAUACUGCUGCUCCGGUUCCUGAGCAGCAGCCCGCCGAAGCCACAUCAACGGAGCCUACUGCAACUCCCGUGAUUGUUGAGGAGCCAAGCAAGAGCGAGGUGUCUUCUGCCGUUCCAGUUGAAGAAGAGCAACUUCCAGCGACCACAGUUGUAGAAGAGCAGCCAUCUGAGGCAGUGGCUUCCGAGCCAGUCUCUGCCACCGUUCCGACCGAGACUUCGGCAGAAGAGCCCGUAGCGACAUCUUCGGCCAUCGAUGAGCCAACCACACCUUCCAAGAAAGACAAGAAGGCGAAGAAGAGCAAGCGCGGAUCAGUCGCAGAGGUCGAGCCAUCUCUACCUUCCACUCCGGUUGAUGAAUCUGCUAGAGAGCUUACGGAAGCUGUCAAAGACGUUCCUACAGCUGAACAAGAGCCUGCCGUACCAGUAGUUGAGCAGAAAGAGCAGUCGGACGUUGCUCCUAACGUUUCCGAGGAUGCAACAGCCCCCACUCCUGUUGUCGAUCAGACUGUCACGGAACCUACGGAAGAAGAGGAGGCGUCAUCGAAAUCGAAGAAAGACAAGAAGAAGGCCAAGAAAGCCGCCAAGAACGCUGAGGCUGAGAUUUCUGAACCUAUUCUCUCCGCCGAGCCUUUGACCGAGCAGCCUUCCUCGGUUGUGCCUGACACGACAACUACGACUAUCGACGAGGCUGCGCGCACGGAUGUUGACGAUUCGAUAGCCCCUGCUACAGUCGCCACUGAGGACAACAAAGGCAAGGAGCCAGCUACCAGCCUCGAUGUGAACGAAUCUACCAAGAACGAACAGCUCAGCAUUGCGCCUACAGCUGACAACGCGGUCGAGACCACCACAUCAGACGCACAGACUAUUCCUAGCACCACUGCCACCUCUACAGAUGUCCAGCCGGACGACGAGCAAGAACCAGAGGAAUGGGCUGGGCUAUCGAAGUCGCAAAAGAAGAAGCUGAAGAAAGCCAAACGCGCAUCCGUCGCCGAAGGCGAGGUUUCCCGGCCAGCGACACCUGCAGAGGAUUUGUCAAAGGACCUUUCUGUCGAGCCUCAGUCAUCUGUUCCCGAAGCGGUUGAAGAGACCACUACCGAACAGAAACUUGAUGCAAUCCAGCCAUCUGCUCCUCCAGCUGUAGAAUCUGUCAGCGAUGCAAAGCAGGCUGAGGCAUACCUGGAGCAGCUCACCGCAACUUCGGAGCCAACAACCUUGACCCCAGCUGAAGACCCUGCACCAACCACUGCUACACCAAACCCGUCACCAGGCGAUCCCAAGCCGCCAGAUAGAGAGCUCGAAGCGCCUUCGUCCCCUUCCUCCUCCAAGAAGGACAAGAAGAAGGCCAAGAAGCAAGCUAAGAAGGCAACACCUGCGGAGCCUUUUUUAGCAGAUGAGACGCCUGAGGCAGCCAACUCUGAUACUCAGCCGUCUCUGUCGAUUCCUACACUUUCGGAGACCCAACUACCUUUCUCGGGGAUACCGACACAAUAUCCCCAAUCUUUUACGAAUAACGAGCUUGUUGAUGAUUUUGAUGAUAAGAAGGAGAUAGAGAUUGAUGAUGCGGCGGAGGAGGGGGGAGAUGAGGAGGAGAAAAAAGACGAGGAAAAGAGGGAUGUUCAGAAGGAGAUAGUGGAGAGAGGAGUUGAGGAAGAGCAAGAGAAGAAGGUGGAGGAGGUGGUCGCCGAGGCUGAACACCGUGGAGAGCCUUCGAUCGUAAUUGAAGGGUUGCCAGAGCAGGCUGCCAAUCAGGUCAUCGCUGCUGAAGAGAAACCAACGGAAGUGGAACAGUCUGUCGAGUCGACCGCGGCGCAAGAGCCCACAAUUGCCGUUGCAGACGUUGCCGAGAGGGAUAUCGAGGAGCAAGCACCUCUUGUGGAAGACCUUGCGUCUGAAACAAUCAUUCCAGUCGAUAUCAGCGUCACUGAGCCAUCCCUGGCUCUGGAAGCCGACUCAGCGCCCACACUGGAAGACCCGAUUCCGGUAGAGACGCCCCAAGAACCCACACCUACUCCGAUGGUCGUUGAAGAGGAACAACCGACUGCUCUGCCGCAACAAGACGAGCUCAAGGAAGUUCUGGAGGAAGCUUCUCAGACACCAGUGACACAACCGACCCGUUCACUCGGCGAAGCUGAUGACGACUUGGCCGCCCCUUCUAAGAAAAAGAAAAAGAACAAGAAGGGCAAGCGCGCGUCUAUCCUAGAGGAACAAGAGCAAGCCACCAGUGUUCCUGAACCUGAGCGUGACAACGCCUACCCACCAAGCGAGGAUGUCACGGCUGUGGAACCCGAAGUACCAAUUACGUCUGCAUUCGAGGAUGUCAAGCCUUUAGAGGAUGUCGCAAUUAUUCGAGACAUCGAGGUUGCGCAUCCUUCCGAGCCUCAAGCAGAUGCCAAGCCUACUGUCGAACAAGCCGCCCUUCGCAAGGACCAACAUGUAACGCCUGAUGUCCAAGAGCAUGUGUCUGUGCCGGUCACGACAGACGAGCGCCAGGAUUCAACCACACAGCCUGAGACUCCCGCUUCUUUGCCUGAGGUUACCGAAGAAACGACCAUUGCGGAGCCUGUGCCCCAAGAUGUUGAACGUACCGUUGAUAACAUUGAAGAGCCCGCCAAUGUCGUUCCGGAAGUGGAGCAGGUUCCAACGCCGACAAUCGAGGAGCCGACCUCUUCAAAGAAAAGCAAGAAGAAGAGCAAGAAGGCCAAGCAGGCGUCGUCUAUCGAGACUAUUCCUGAAGUCCACUCUUCUCAGCCAGAGGAGUUGCCAUCCGUUCAUGUUGAGCCAACCCCCCUGGCAUCUGAACCAGUCAACGAAUCAGAAGUGUCACGCGAGGUCACGGUUCCUGAACAGGUCGAGGAUGUUCAACCAGCACUUCCGACAACAGAUGACAAGACUACCGGCCCAGAAGAGCCGAUUUCGAAGCCUGUCGAAGAGACGCAGCAACCUUCGCUACCAAGCAUCGAUCGUGACGCGCCCGCUGAGGUACCAGAAUUCGUAUCCGAGCCUCCAACGACAACACAGCUUGAGCCAACAACUUCUGAUGCCCUUGAACCGCCCACGGAGGAGCUUCCCGUACCUUCGCUCUCGAAGAAAGACAAGAAGAAGAGCAAGAAGGCUAGGAAGCAGUCUCAAACGGAAGAAGUAGUGGAGGAGACCACUCCUGAUGUACGUCGAGAUGCUACUACGGAGGCCGCGCCUACUCCGGUCAUUGAAGAAGUUGCCGAGACGGUCGUCGAGCCAAUUGCUGAGCCGGUCGUAGAGUCGGUGGCCGAGCGAGCCAUUGAACCAGCCACCGAGACAACGCCGGUCAUUGAGUCCACACCAGUUGAAGAUGUAUCCGCACCAAAGCCUGAGGACAUGCCAUUCGUUCCAAAGACUACCGUCAACGAGGUGACAACAUCUGACGAUGCACCAGUGCCUGUCACCGAAGACACCCGCAAAUCCCCAGAGCUCGCAGAAUCAAAGCUUGAACAAGAAAUGAUCUCCAAGCCUGUAGAAGACGCCGCCCAGGUACCGCUGCCUGAAGAUCGCAUCAUCAGCCCACCAGCCGAGACAGUCGGGGAGGACUUUGUUGGCUCAAUCCAGCCGGAGACCACAUCAGGUGCCCAAGACGGGCAACUUUCAACUCCAAUCGUAGAGCCAGAGGCUCCACUCGAGAUCGCUGAUGCCGCACCGUUGUCUAAGAAGGACAAGAAGAAGGCCAAGAAGGCGAAAUCGAAGGCUUCCGACGCUGUCACGCCUGCCAAUGAAGUCGCAGUACAGCCCGAGGUCGAAACUGUCCAAGAUGUUGGCGCCAGCAGCAAUGAGCCAACACCUCGAGAUGUGCCAAUUUCUUUGCCUCAGGAAGAUGCUGUGGUUGAGACAAUCGUCCCUACGACUGACCGAGAACCUUUGCUGGACGACCGCGCACUUUCCAUGCCCCUAACGGAGGAGACCAAGGAACAAACCGAGAAGUCCGAUCUUACGCCGUUUCUCGUGGACGCUAUUCCAACGCCCUUGUCUCAUACUCUUCAAGAGCCUAUCAUUCAGCGAUCGAUCGAAGAGGUGCCAGUCAGCCAACAAGUGCCAGACACCACUGUCACUCCAGCAAUCGUUGAUGAGCGACCUUCCUAUGUACCAACUACGGACGUUGAGCCUCAAGUCGAGGAGCCGGCAUCCCCAUCGGUCUCCAAGAAGAAGAGCAAGAAGAAGGGCAAGAAGUCAGAUGUCGUAACGCCAGCUCCCGAAGCCUUGCCUACAGCAGACUCCGACAACGUUACUUCUACGAUCGAGGACAUCGCGUUGCCUACAGCCGAAGUCCAAGGCCCCAUCACAUCAGUUCCAGAUGAGCAGCCGAAGGUCGAGGCUCCGAUGCAACCAGAGACUACCGUACUGCCAGAAACCGUCAGUGAAGCACCUGCCACCGAGACUGCACCUACAGUCAACGAACCAGUUUCGGUACCAGAGACGACUGUCGUCGAGGAAGUCAAGAAUGAGACCGUUACGCAGGAGCCCGUUCUUGAGCGUAAGCUGAGCAAGAAGGAGAGGAAGAAGGCCCAGAAGCAGGCCGCCGCUCUAGUCGAGGAACCCAUUGUUGAGAAGGAGCCCGUCGUGGAGCCAGCCACGGAAUCCACUAUUGAGCCUGUUGUCGAGUCUACCGUCGAGCUCACCGUCAAGCCAGACACAAUAGAACCAGCGCCUGCACUCGAUACCACUACGGUUGAGCGUGUUCAAGAGACUGACUCAGUAGUGCACGAGCCUGUUGUUGAGUCUUCAUCUUCGCGCAAGGUACCAGAAUCAACGACAGAGGUUGCCUUUACACCGACGAUCGAGCCAUUGCCUCAAGAAGCAACAGUGGAGGACACGGUUGUUUCCACUCCAAAGAAGAGCAAGAAGGCAAAGAAGGACAAGAAGAGCAAGACGCACUCUGCUGUUUCUGAUCUCCCCGAGGAGCCUGUCAAAGAAACAUCGAAUCUUCAGGAGCAAGUACAAGCAACGGAAACGUUCGAGACUGAGCCCGCCGCCACCGAGCGACUGCAGCCUAUCAGCCUACGGGAUCAGGACACAAAGAUUCUGGAGACUGAGCCAAUGACUUCGACGACCGCUCAGAUCGAGGAGACAACAACGGAGUCUGUGAAGACGGAAGAGCCUGCUGUUCAUGCCAACAUUACUCCCGAAGUAAUCGAACAGCCUCAAGAGCUGGCUUUCUCACAAGAGAUGGAUGUUGACAAGCUACCGGAAGAUGUCUCAGCAGUAACUACUGAUGUCCAGAACCGUUCUGUCCCCGAAGUUGAUGUGGCCGAUCCCACUGUCGCACCACCGAUCUCUGAAGACUCCGAGCAACGGCCCACUCGGGAGCUGAUGCCAGAUGCCUCAGUCGAAGCGUCAGCGGAGCCAACUACCGUAGUGGAGGAGGCCAGGAGCCUCCUAGAAGCACAAUCUGAGAGCAUAGAAGCCCAGUCAGCCAUUCUUGAACCGUCCAUUCCGGAGGUACCUCUUGCAUCAUCUUCAAUCGCUAGAGAGCUGCCAUCGGAGAUGCUAUCCGAGCCUGCAACAGAAACAACCGACUUGAGCAACGAGCAGACACUAGCUGAGCUAGUGGAGGAAAGUUCUCUUUCGCGCUCAACAUCGAAGAAGGCCAAAAACGACCGGAAGUCUUUUGCUGCCAACGAGCCUUCUGGACCCGCUACGACUGCCAGUGAAGCCCCUUCAGAAAUCGCCACCGAGACACCCAUUGAGCAAGCCGUCCCUCAGCCAACUCUCACCGAGACCAUGAAAGAGUUGGUACAGUCUCCUACGCCAGCAGAAGAGAGUGCACCGGUCAUGCCAGUAGUCGAGGAGACCCCAGUACCUGCCGUCGCCGAAGCUACUCCAGAACACAACUACCGGAGCCUUAAGGAGCAGCAGCCAAUUGAGCCUAUUGAGUCCACCAAGACACACGAAGAAGCUAGUCAAGGCACUCAUGACCGCUCUGUUCCAGCAAGCGAGCUCUCCCCCUCUCUCAGGGCAAUCCAAGAUGAAGCUGCCGAUCUGCGACUCCGUGCAGAAACACUCGAUGCUGAGCUCGCCACACGAAACGUCGCUGAUGAGCCCUUCACCAUCGAACCCGCUUCCAUGUUCGAUAUCGUCAACAAGCUCACGAAGAAGGACAAGAAGAAGGCGAGAAAGAGCAAGGGCAACACUGACGCUAUGCCGACGACUCCUGCGGCCGAACCUGAGGCUGCGGUUGAGACGAAGGAAGUUGUCGAGACGCCCGCAUUCGUAUCUGCGCCGACCUUGACAGAAGAGCAAGCUGUCGAUAAGAGAAAAGUGGUCGACACACCCGCGCUGGCAGAGGAGACCAUUGCGACCGAUGGGCCUUCUCGCAAACUGAGCAAGAAGGAGAAGAAAAGAAAGGGCAAGCAGCCUGCAGACGAUCCAGUCGAAUCUUCCGAGACAGCAACGCAGUCGAGCGCGCCGAUCGUUGAGUACCCAGAGCCAAUCGCCGAGCAGCCAACAGAGUCACCGUCAGUCGUCACUGAGCCUUCAGUAGACACUGUCGCGCCAGAGCAAACUCACCAGGCUUCCCGUUCCAUCGAUACUGAGCGAGUAGUACUUGAUGAGCCAGCUGCAGCCGACAUCCCGGCCUCAUCUACCGUCACCCAAGAUCUUCAACAAUCACUUGUGGAAAAGGAACUAGUGUCGUCAAGGAAGCUUAGCAAGAAAGACAAGAAAAGGGCUAAGCAAGCUGCCGCGCUAGAGGAUGCAACAUUUUCUCUAUCUAAGGAUGUUCCGUUGUCUACUUCGACUGAGUCUCGGGAAGUAGCUUUGCCUGACUAUGAGGUAGCUACGUCAGUGCCAGCACCUUCCAGUGAGGGUUUCCCUGCGACGAGUGUCGAGGCUUCCAAGGAGGCAGCUAUUGAGGAAGUCCCGGCUAUGACGCCGAAACAACGUGAGGUGGAGACUCAUGUCGAUACCUCAAUCGUUACACCAGCAGAGGCAACCACGGACAGUCUGCCACCACCAGUCGUCGAGCAACAAGAGCCAAUUCUCGAGGAGCCAUCUAUUCCGUCUCGUAAGCUCAGCAAGAAGGGCAAAAAGAGAGCCAAGCAGGAUGCAUUCCCCGCGCAGGAACCCGAGGCGCCUGUUACGGUUGAUGCACCGUUGCCCGAGACCAGUGAGCCCAUCGUUACGGAGAUACCGCACACAACCCAAGAGGUAUCUAGGGACACUUUCUCCCAUGGACCAGCGACCGUCGAACUUCCAAUCGCGACGAACGUCAUGGAAGAGUCAUCUUGGUCAGAGCCAUCUACUUUGCCACGAUUUGACGCAGAGCCAGAGGUUAAAGUCACCGAAGUCCAGCCCGAACCAAGUCCCAUCGACCUUCCCGUCAAGACUUCGAUUACGGAAAGCACCGAGCAACCUCGCGAAUUCCCUGCUGUGCGUGAGCCAGAACCAGAAUCUGCGAUUGCUCCGACUCUCGCACGCAAAGAGAGUAAGAAAGACAAGAAGGGCAAGAAGCAAGACGUGCUUGCUGAACAGCCUCUCACAUCGAGAAUCGACGAUGUAGUGGUCUCUGAAGACGUCCGAACCGAAGAGCGUUCUCUUGACUCGUCAAAGCCUAUGGACCAGCAAGUCACAGCUCCUAUGGACAUCCCAAAUAAGCCCACACAAGACACGACAAUCGCGCCAGUCCUGGAGAAGCAGCCCCAAGAGAUCAUCCCGCCAAGGACUUUUUCAGAAGAGCGUGUGACCGUUGACGCUCCAGCGACCGAAGCCAUCCCCGAGGCCGAGACGACUCCCACGAAGAGUAAGAAGCAAAAGCGCAAGUCGAAGUCUCCGACGACUUCAAGAGAGCCCGCUAGCGUUGCGCCCAUCGUCCCGGUCGAGGAGACUGCCCCUGAACCGACUGUUGCGCGUCAGAUUGUGUACGACAACCGCCAGGAUACGAUCCGAGAACGCAGCCUUUCUCCCAGGAAAAGGCCUACAACACCGUCAACGCCCGGGUCGCCAGUAAUUGGAGCAAUUCUCAGCCAGCCAAAGAGGGAACACGUCAGGUCCAUGUCCAACGUCUCUAUCCCUGAUCUCCACGUCAGAGCCAGUGAAUCCGAAAGCACUACUCAGCACCCUUUGUUGCACAAGAAGUCAUCCAAGAAACACAAAUUGGCAGCUUUGUUUGAGCGCGGCAAAUCGCCUGAUGGUCCUCCUGCGGAACGAGGUCUGCGAAAAGAAGGAUCUGGCAGUGUCAGAAACCUCGCCGAGCAAUACGAGAGUCAAUCACGGUCUGUCACGCCCAUUCUACCUCCGUCUCCCGAGAAGCGUUACCUGUCUCGAUCUCCAUCGCCUGAGAAGCGUCAACUCCAUUCUCGAGUUGCAUCUCGUAAUCAACUUGGCUUAGUGUCGCCAGUGCGAUCAGAUUCGAAGUCUCCCGCGAGAGACAUAGACUUUGCGGCCACUGUCGCCGCCAGUUUGCAGGAGUCUGGUUUUGAUCCAGGAUACGUCAUCAACGACAAGUCUUUCCAUCGCUCGAACUCCAUCUCAGGAGCUCGCGAUAUCACGCCCGAUGAUGAUGUUGCCGCUGCAAAGGAAAGGGCCGGUAGAUCUCGACUGGGUAGCUUAAGCCGCUCUUCGUCGGUCUCCGGUUCGCCAAAACUACGACCAGCCCAGCCCAGCGGACCCGAUGUUCUGCCACCCAUCGAAGUAGCAAUGGCAACGACUGACACUGCAUCGUUCGACCCACUGGAUGUGCUCAACGACCCCGCUUUUGCAACGCGAAAGUCGCCUCCUGGUGUUCUUGAAGAAGCUGACCCUGAUGAGCUGGCCGGGUCGUCAAGUCUGAGAAGGAAAAAGAGCAAGAAGAAGCGUCAUCCGAUACCAGAAACUCCAGUGGAAUCUGAACACAUUCGCGAAGAAGCAGACGCUUCAGUUGCGCCGAUUGUUCGAGGCAAGAAGUCAAAGAAGGACGAAGAAGGAGCUCCACGUCUGCAAGACCGUGUUGAGUAUGCAGCUGCAGAGACUCCGGCGAUCGAGGCUCGUCGAGAUGUGCCUCUCGCUGUUGAGACUCCAGCUGACUCCACAGUCCACGGAAUUGAGCCUGCUCAGUCCGUACCUCGCGCGCCAACCUCCACCGAUGUCCUUCCGAAGGUGAAAACGCAAAUGACAGGUUUGGAAGCCAAGUCUAUCGACGUCAAGGAGGAAGAGUCAAACAGACAAGACACGAUCACGAGGAAGGAGAGACCCAAGAAGCCAGUGAAGGACGGCAAACCUGCAGUCACUGAGGAUGUACCUAUAUUACCCGUUACAUUCGAUCAGGAGGCCCGUUCACUGACUGCUGGAGAGCCGAAGGAGUAUCCAUUUCCACAGGUGACGCAAGAGAAGGAGAUCGAGAGGGAGACGGAGGAGACGCGCAGGCGAGAGUUGAAGAAAGAGAGGGAUAUGGAUGCAUGGGCUCCAUCGCCAAAAAAGAAGAGCAAAAAGAGUAGGAAGGUUGAAGAGAAGGUUGAAGGAGAGUCGAGCAAUGCGCCGAGGGACGCAUCACUAGCUGAGGCACCGGCUGCCGUUCCUGAAGUUCACAAGCGCAGGACCCAUCCUGUAUCCUUCGACGACGAGCAGCCGGACGAGAAGCGCCUACAUACAUUGGAGUCCACUCAAGAGCCUCAAUUCACCACUGAGAGAACAGCAUCACCGGCGCAUGUUGUCGCAUCAGAACGCUCACACUCCGACAAGCGCUCCAAAGAAGCCAAAGCAUCAACGCAUGGUGCAGCACCCGCCAACGAGCCCUCAUGGUCAUUCGCCGAAGUUCGGGACAACAGCAGUCAGAACUCCGCCACUGCACAGUCAGCACAGCCAGUUGAGAAGGCAGCACGUACGCUGAGGCGGUCCAAGGAACCGAAGACUCCUCUAAGUGCAUCAAAACGCUCGAUUGCAACUGAUCAAGAUGCUGAAGACAGCCCUGCCUUACCAACACACCCAGUGAUUUCUGGCGCGACAACGCCAGGCACCGACUUUGCGACGAAGGAGCGAACCUCGUAUCUUUUCGAUUCCUCGCCAUCAACACGCGCCUAUGGCACCUCACCAGCAGUUGGGCCGCAAACGCCCGCUCAUGAUACUCAGAGGGUUGAUGAGACUCCGUCAAAAGACAAAGGCAAGAAACCACACACAGAGUCGCAGCACGGUCGGACAUCGCCUACGAAGCAGAUCGCACAGAAGGAACCAUACCAAUCCUUGUUUGGAGAUCCAAAUGAGAAGAAGGGUGAGACCCUUUCCACGCCUGUCGCAAAGUCCGAACGCACGCCAGGCACCAAGCAACUCGAGUCCAUCGAAGAAGUCAGCCCGGAUGACACAAAGCACAAGAAAUCACGAUCCAUAGCUGAUGUCGGCGCGCCAGAACGAGGACUCAAGUCAGCUCGUCGCACCGAGAGUCUUAGGCAACUUUCUGAUCGCCUGAGAUCACCUCCGCCCAGCACGCCAACACCCACGGGUCGUCGAAGUGUGGCAUCAAUGGCAGACAACUCAGGUGGAAGAGACUCACCAUGGUCACAGGUCAACGACAGCGUUGACCGAACCAUGACUCUCAGCCCCGCACGCCGCAUGCCUCGCUCCUCUCCGAGCGCAGACCCGUUGAAGCAGUACAUUGCUGAGCAGCGGUCGCCCAGUGUCCAAAGUCAGCGUUCUCUGAGCAACAUCGCGAGACUCAGGUCUCCGGAUCAGGAACGUCCUAUGAGCUCUAUGAGCAACAUCAGCACGCGUUCGGAUCGGUCGUUGAGAAGGGUGGACCGGCAAACGUCAGGUGACCUCAGAUCAGCCUCGAGGCUUGGCGAGGCCAGUGCGCAAGACGCUAAGAGCGCGCAACCCAAUCUCUCCAGCACGGCGCUCGCGGCUGGAGCAGCAGCCAUCGCAGGUAUCGCCGCCCCACCGGUUUACGACCCAGUCCGGGGUACAGGUAGAGGUCGCCGUACCAGUAUGGCCGAAACCUUUGUAAGUAGUUCGCAGUUGUUGCGCACGUCGCUUCUGAUUACUGACUGUGUUUUGCAGGAAGCAUGGGGUGAAGCCCAAAGGUCGCCUAGCUCGCCCUCACGUCCACCAAGCGUGCGCAAACGUCAAAGCAUGCAAAUCAUGGACCUCCAGACGCAACUUGACCAGCUAGCUGCGCAAAAUUCAGCUGUCGAGACCGCCAAGGCUAAGGCUGAGGAGGCUUUGCAGGCUGCACAACACCAGCGUCAAGUUGACGAGCAACUGGUACUUGAAGAAGUAGAAGCACGUGACCGUCAGAUUCACCAAAGGGAUAUCGACAUUGCGCAACUCAAGGAUACGCUUCAGCGACUGCAAGAAGAGAUUGCGCGCCUGAAUCAACUCAACAACGCACUAACAGACGCCAAUCGCAACCUGACCAACGAUGCCAAUGAACGAUAUGGUCAACUCCAGUCCGAGGGACAAAUGGUGCACGAGCAAUGGCAGGCAUCGCAACGAGAGCUAGAGAGCCUUCGCAGUCAAUACGCUCAGCUUCAGGCUGAAGGCCAGGGCAUGCAACAGCAAUGGCAAACAUCACAACGAGACUUGGAGGAACUUCGCCGUCAGCAUACCCAGAUGCAGCGAGGUCUCGCAGAUGCCGUCCGCGAUGAAGUUGGCGAAGCACUCGAUGAGCGCAAUGCCGAAAUCGACCGUCUAACCGCAGAGCUGGCGACUGCACGCGAACAGAUCAAGAACCUUCAAAAGCAGAUCUUGGCUUCGAAGAAGCCUAGUGAGAGCUUCCUCACUGUUCGCGAUGAAGACUACUUUGACAGCGCUUGUCAACAACUCUGUCAACAUGUCCAGCAGUGGGUGCUGCGCUUCUCCAAGUUCUCUGACACUCGCGCAUGCCGCCUUUCAUCAGAGGUCGCAGCUGAUACACGACUGGAUGCAUCAACGCGUCAGAAAAUCGACACUCGCCUUGACAAUGCCAUUCUCGAUGGCUCAGAUGUCGAUUCACUCCUAGCGGACCGUGUCAAGCGCCGAGAUGUCUUCAUGUCAGUGGUCAUGACUAUGAUCUGGGAGUACGUUUUCACCAGAUACCUAUUCGGUAUGGACCGAGAACAGCGCCAGAAACUGAAGGCGCUGGAGAAGACACUUUCAGAAGUCGGCCCACCACGCGCUGUGGCACAAUGGCGAGCUAUCACACUUACCCUUCUUGCGAGAAGAGAGCCUUUCAUGCAGCAGCGCGCUCAGGACACUGAAGCUGUGGUGCACGAGAUCUACAGCACACUCUCGACACUUCUUCCACCACCAUCGCAUCUGCAGCGCCAGAUUCAGGAGUCGUUGCGCAACGUCAUGCGCUUGGCAGUGGAGCUAUCAAUUGAGAUGCGCACACAACGCGCAGAAUACAUCAUGCUGCCGCCGCUACAACCGGAGUACGAUACCAAGGGCGAUCUCGUCGCCAAGGUCACUUUCAACGCCUCUCUAAUGAACGAACGGUCAGGCGAGACGACGUCGAACGACGAACUCCAAGCCCGUGGGUCGGUGGUCAAGAUUGUACUGUUCCCCCUAGUCGUCAAGAAGGGCGAUGACUUCGGCGAAGGCGAGGACGAGAUUGUCGUCUGCCCAGCCCAGGUCCUGGUCGCCGGAACCAAGAGCAGGAAGGUAGUGAGGGUCAUGAGUGGAGCGAUGUCGAUCAAUCGUCCCGACUCACGAGCAAGCCGUAUCAGUCGGGUAACGAGCGUCGCGCCCCCUGAGAGCACGAUCAUGGACUACGAGCAACCCGGUAGCAACAUGAUCUAA
Alternaria incomplexa is the source of this 29589-nucleotide messenger RNA. RefSeq lists its product as uncharacterized. Lineage: Eukaryota; Fungi; Ascomycota; Dothideomycetes; Pleosporales; Pleosporaceae. The record is from RefSeq and is a predicted model, not a curated record. The transcript is spliced from 2 exons. Bases 1 to 29589 code for a protein of 9862 amino acids.